This is a messenger RNA of Exaiptasia diaphana, 604 nucleotides long. Its product is annotated as myosin heavy chain kinase B-like. The transcript has a single exon. Lineage: Eukaryota; Metazoa; Cnidaria; Anthozoa; Actiniaria; Aiptasiidae. The record is from RefSeq and is a predicted model, not a curated record. Gene Ontology annotation, molecular function: protein serine/threonine kinase activity; ATP binding. Gene Ontology annotation, biological process: protein phosphorylation. The coding region runs from base 53 to 604 and encodes 183 amino acids.
GUGGCGCCUUUCGAGACGCAUAUAGAGCAAAAUCAAUCGUCGGAGAACAACAAUGGGUAGUGAAAAAGUACUCCGAACAUUUCAAACUAUUACCAAGAAACUCAAUAUGACUUUGGAAAACCACACGCGCAAACAAGUACAAAUGCAUGCUGUUGCACGAAAUAUCACCSCACGCUUUGCUACAAAAGUUCCCGUGGAAUUUGGUGAAGUAUUUAAGUACAGAAAGGUUUUUUGUUCUAUGUAUGAAGAUUGCCCAAUCACAGUGGAAGAGUUCGUCGAUGGUGAUUUCAUGAAGUAUGUCAAUAACGAUGGAAACUGUAUUGAUCCUCCGAGCGAAGAAUAUGAUGACAUUUUUGCAAAAGCUCAAUGUCUCACUCACUUCAGUUAUCUCUAUUCAAAGAAAAAAUUGAUGCUUGUGGAUAUUCAAGGAUCAAAGUACGAACUAUACGAUCCAGAAUUGGCCACCACCGACCUACACGAAGACGGCGAAACUAGCGAGUUGUUUUUUUGUGCUGGGAAUCUUUCCUUCAUGGGCAUAGACAAUUUUAAAGACGUUCACAAGUGUAAUAAGUUCUGUGAAAUGCUUGAACUUGAAGCCCUUUGA